This is a messenger RNA of Harmonia axyridis, 1544 nucleotides long. Its product is annotated as transmembrane and immunoglobulin domain-containing protein 1-like. Gene Ontology annotation, cellular component: neuron projection membrane. The transcript is spliced from 7 exons. NCBI's taxonomy places the organism in Eukaryota, Metazoa, Arthropoda, Insecta, Coleoptera, Coccinellidae. The coding region runs from base 299 to 1156 and encodes 285 amino acids. Gene Ontology annotation, biological process: synapse organization. The record is from RefSeq and is a predicted model, not a curated record.
CUUCACGCUGACAGGAUUGCCUAACCUCACUUCCGACCUCCGAUCUGGUCCUUCGCUCCGGAGUCGUCGUUUGACGUUUAAAAAAUACACGGUCGAGGAUAGCCGCGGUUUGCGCGCUUCGACGUGCGGUUUUUUUACCUGUUACGUUUAUUGACAGAUGUGGGGUUUAUGCGGCGUUGAAUUUUAAGUUAUGUGCACGGGUUUUGUUCAAGUGAACACUCUGGAAUUUGGGAAAGUUGUUUUUGGAUGUUCUUCUGGAUAAUUUCCGCGUGAGCAGCCUAUUGAAAUCGGAUCCACAAUGCUGAUAUCAGAUAAAUUCUCCCUUCUAGUCAUCACGUACGUCUUGAAUUCAUACGUUUCAGCUUUCUCGACUACCAAAGAGCUGAAAGACAACCCGACAACAAAGUUCGUGGACAGUCAGACAAAAACAGCCGGCGGUCCCCAAAAACCUUACUUCGAUGACGUAGGUCCCAGAAACAUUACUGCGGUUGUUGGACAGUCGGCAAUCCUUAAUUGCCGUGUGAAGCACCCAGGUGACAGAACGAUCUCCUGGAUGCGGAAGCGGGAUCUCCAUAUAUUAACCUCCGGAAUCCACACGUACACAGGGGACGCACGGUUCGGGGUGCACCACCCCGAGCACAGCGACGAUUGGAAUUUGCAGGUGGAAUUCGUGCAGAAGAGGGACGCGGGGGUGUACGAGUGUCAGGUCAACACCGAGCCGAAAAUUAAUUAUGCCGUCUGGCUGCACGUCGAAGAUGCCCAGGCUACCAUAUCCGGUCCACCGGAGAUCUACGUCAAGAAGGGAAGUACCAUCUCCCUGACGUGUUCCAUAAAUAUUCAUUCGAACCCUCCAUCCUCGGUUCUCUGGUACCAUGGACAGUCGGUAAUUGACUUCGAUUCUCCAAGAGGUGGCAUAAGUCUGGAGACGGAGAAGACUGAAGCUGGCACAACUAGCAAGCUCUUAGUCACGAAGGCUUUACUGUCAGACUCUGGAAACUACACCUGCAUGCCGUCCAACGCAACGCCUGCUUCUACCGUAGUUCAUGUUCUGAAUGGUGAACAUCCAGCAGCUAUGCAGACCAGCAGCACCAGUCCAAUGAGAUGCUUGUCUUCAAUCGUUGCAUUCGCUCUAGCAGCCACAGCGUCCAUCAGAUGAUCAGGGAGCAUUUGUUAUUGAAGAGACUUCGCUCAAGGUGGACUUGAUAGUGUUAUACAAAAUGAAGUGUAAAUAUUUGUCUUUAAGUUGAGAACUUUACGGUGUCAAACCGGUUAUUGAAACACUUGAUGUCAGAGCCUAUGGAACGGUGAAAAUGAUAGAAAUCCAGCUUGAAAGAAGAAGGCAAUUUGAUAAGAAAGGUACUGGUCCAUCACAGAUUCCGGGGGUGGUAGACAUCUUCAGGCGAAUUUUGUUCUCCGAUAGAAUCUUAUGAGUCAAUGGUCCGUAAGGGCUCUCAGAAACAUUCAGACUCGGUUUGGUCUAUUGUUAAUGCUGUGCCUAGAGUGGCAUAUGACAACAUAACAAGCCCACACAAAAUUGUAACAGG